UUGAAGUGAUAUAAAAUAUUUGCUAACAUAGAAUGAAGCUUUUGGCAAUUUUUGCGUAUCUCACAAUCAUUGGACUGAUAUAUGUUAAAGCACAAACAACAACAGUUGGUUCUCCAACAACGAGUACGGCUGCAGGAACUACAACUACGGGCGCACCUACCACAACCACUACAGCAGAUACAACAACCACAACAGCAGUCACAACAACCACAACAAUAGCCCCUACAACGACAACAACAACCACCACCACCACUACAACAUCUGGAGUUAGAAGAAGAAGAGUACGACUUACAAAUAUGAGAUUUUCAGGAACACGUAGAUUUCGACGUAGAAGACGCAACACUGUUAGACCCAGUGUUAUAAUACUUAACAGACGUAAUCGUGUUAAUCGUCGCAAUAUUAGGAAUCCUAGAGUUGUUGUUGUGGGUAAAAAAUAAUGAUUAAUUGCAUUAAAGUAAUUGUUGACA
Molecule: messenger RNA, 467 nt
Organism: Teleopsis dalmanni
Lineage: Eukaryota; Metazoa; Arthropoda; Insecta; Diptera; Diopsidae
Product: salivary glue protein Sgs-3-like
Exons: 1
Coding region: 33-437 (134 amino acids)
Source: RefSeq, a predicted model, not a curated record